AUGGCAGCAAGAGUCAGCAGCGGGACUUGGCUUGUCUACAGAUAUGAACUUUGCAGAAGUCACUUUUUGCUGGACAGCUACAUAAAAGCUUUAUUUCGUUUCUCGCUGCUGCAGCAGCUGUUUCACUCCCACUGCGUGAGCCAGCAGCUGCAGCUGCGGCUGCAGCAGCAGCUGCUGCUGCUCCAGGAGAAACGCACCAGGAGCAGCAGCCCCACCCACGGGCCCGCUGCCCAGGUCCCGGCAGCAGCAGCAGCAGCAGCAGCAACAGCAGCCGCUGCUGCCAGCAAGUUGCCGGCGCUGCCCAUGGCGCCGCAGGAGCUGCAGCAAGAGCUGCAAAGCAUCCGCCGAGAUUUGCUGCUGGGCGUUGCUGCUAUAUUUGAAGAGAUACAGGACGACCGCUAUUUGCUGCCGGUGCUGCAGCAGCCGCCACAGCCUCCAGUGCAGCAGCAGCAGCAGCAGCAGCAGGUGGCGCAGCAGCAGCGCCAGCGGGACGCGGCUCAGUCGCCGCCGUCCUCUUCCGCGGCGUCGCCGUACAGCGACACCAGCAGCAGCAGCAGCAGCGCAGCAGCAGCAGCAACUGCUACUGCUGCUGCAACAGCAGCAGCCCUUGCUGCGUCGGAAGAGCCGACGGGGUCUCCCUCCGGCUGCAGCAGCCCGGUGGGCGUCCGCUCUUCGGGAGCAGCAGCAACCGGGGAAGCAGCAGCAGCCGCAGCAGCAGCAGGAGGGGGAGGGCUGGCUUUAGAACUGGAGUAUCUGUCGCCGGUGGGGAGAGAAGGCAGCAGCUGGCUUGUUGCAGCAAUUGAAGGCCACUUGCUGCUGCUGCGGUCUCACCGCUGCUGCCAAGAAGGAGGCUGGUGGUCCACUGAGUUUCUUUCUCGGCGAGAUGUCCGGACCACUGUGCAUGCAGAUUUGUUUUUGCUGCUGCCUCUUUCGGUGCUCUGUGGGGCGCUGAAGCGUCCCUGCAGCUGCAGCAGCAGCAGCAGCAGCACGGGCAGCAGCAGCACCAGCAGCAAGUGCACCACCAGCGACGCGACCGACGCCGCGGCGUCGCCCGCGGAGAGCUCCGACGCAGACCGGCAGCAGCAGCAGCAGCUGCUGCUGCUGCAGCAGCAGCAGCAGCAGGAACAGUGCAGGUGCUCCUGCCCAGCGCACGCCCAACUGGCCGCCGUAUUUGAAGAGCAGGAGGCGGAGCUGAUGAGCAGCCGCUGCAGCGCAGCAGCAGCAGCAGCAGCAGACGACAACUGCUCGCAGCUCUUCGACUGCAGCAAAAGAGGUGCUGCGCUGCUGCUGCCUGUGGCUCUAAGAGACAUAGCAAACGUUUUGUUUUGCCCCUGCAACUUUGUGACGCGGCUGGCGGUGCUGCGGCCGCAGCAGCAGCUGCAGCAGCAGCUGCUGCAGCUGCACCAGCAGCUGCUGGACCCCCUGCUGCCGCUGCUGCCUCUUUCUGUUGCUGCUGAUUGGAAAAGAGAUAGUGUUAAUGGGGGGCCCUUUUUGCUGCCUUCUUCUGAAGUCUCGCGGCUGCGGACUCUGUCUCGAAUAGCAGCAACAGCUCCGUGGUGGCACGCGCGGGCGCGGCAGAUAUACGAGCAGCAGCAGCAGCAGCAGCAGCAGCAGCAGCUCACGCUGCUCCCCGCCCAGCAGCAGCAGCAGCAGCAGCAGUACCUGCAGCAGCGAGUCCCCAUACAGCCCCUCGUCAAGCGCUGCAGGUACUGCAGCUAUUCUGGUCUUGCUGCUGCUGCGGAUUUGGUGCAGUCCGUGGAGCAGUCGGUGCUUGCUGCUGCUCAUUGCUGCAGCUGCUGCAGCAGCAGCCCCUUCCCCCCCGCCCCCGUCCCGGUGGACCCAACUGCUGCUGCCAUUGCUGCUGCUGCAGCAAGCAGCAGCAGACACAGAAAGCCCCUCACUGCAGAGCAGCGCCGGCGGGCGCGUGCUGCUGUUGUUGCUUUCAUUACAGCAGAAGAGCGCUGCGAGGCAGCAUUUGCUGCUGCAGCAACUGCAGCACAGAGCAGCAGCUGCAUGGGCAUGCUGCUGCAGCAGCAACACUUGGCGGCCCAGCAGCAGCAACAGCUGCUGGUGCAGCAGCAAGCAGCUGCUGCUGCUGCAGCAAGGAUGCAUGCGUCGGAUUUGUCAAGAGCAGCAAGUUCACCUCAAGGAGUUCUAUCGCUGCUAUCAUCUUUUGCUGCUCAGCAUCAGCUCUCUUCUCUGACUCCGCAGCAGCUGCUGGUGCCUCCGUUUGUGCAGCAGGUGCAGCGCAUGCAGCAGCAGCUGCUGCAGAUGCAGCAGCGGCUCAUAGGCAUGCCGCAGCAGCAGCGGCUGCCGCAGCAGCCGCAGCCGCAGCAGCAGCAACUGCUAAUCCAGCAGCAGCAACAAAGAUUCCCUCAUCAGCUCCCGCCCUACACCCAAACGCAGCACCAGCAACAGCAGAUGCAGCACCCCCAGCUGCAGCAGCAGCAGCAGCUUCAGCAGCAGCAGCUCCAGCAGCAGCAGCUCCAACAGCAGCAGCAGCUGCAACAGCAGCCGUACCAGCAGCAGCGAAAUCCCAGACUGCACCCGCAGGAGCAGCAGCACCUGCAGCUGGCUCACCAAGGCGACCACCAGGAGCAGCCACAACAGCAGCAGCAGCAGCCGCAGCAGCAGCAGCAGCCGCAGCAGCAGCAGCAGCAGCAGCAGCAGCAAGUGCUGCAAAUGCAGCACUUCCAACAACAGCAGGCGCUGCAGCAA
This is a messenger RNA of Eimeria tenella, 2718 nucleotides long. RefSeq lists its product as uncharacterized. The transcript has a single exon. The annotation marks the transcript as partial. The record is from RefSeq and is a predicted model, not a curated record. NCBI's taxonomy places the organism in Eukaryota, Apicomplexa, Conoidasida, Eucoccidiorida, Eimeriidae.